AUGUCAAACCUAUUCAAUAAAUACGUCCGUGUACCCACUUCCUCCUCUGCUCCUCUACCCGUCAGCUCCGCCGAUACUCGCUCUUCUCCCACAACAGGCUUCGGCCGCGCCCGCACAAGAUGGGCACUAAUCGCAACCGCCCUCGUCACCUUGUUGCUAUUCUUCGCUUUCGCAUCAUCCAACUCUGAGACAUCUGCAUCUAUAAAAGCCAAGGCUGGAGAAUACGCACAUCGUCUUCCUUGGUCUCCUCGACCCUCCUCACCCACUUCCACCAGCUCUUCCUCUGUGCUCAAUGUGGACGGAAAGGAGUUCAACCGGUGGCUCAACGGUUCAGGUCGACCCGACCUCAGAUAUGACUCUCCCUUCAACCCCGAAGAUUUGACCCUAACAGAAGACGAAUGCGAUGCAUUCUUCCCUGGGCUAUGGAAAGAAAUCGAUCGAAGUGUAGACUAUUACACCGAACAUCCCCUCACCGCUGAAUAUCUCGACAAGGUCUGCGACGAUGGGAUUUGGUCCCAUGCUCGAGUUUUAAUCCAUAACAAUCGCGUCUAUCUCAAGUAUUUCCAGCAAUCAGCAUUCACCCGCGUUAACUCGGCCUUGGCACUUUUGUUUCAGAGCGUGGUGGCGAGUAAGGAGAAGUUGCCUGAUGCAGAGUUUUGUUUAUCCGCCAAUGAUUGGGGUUCGAUGGGCAAGUUUUCGCUUGACAGAGCGCCGUAUCUGGAGGAUUUAUGGUUGAUGCCUGAUUACGGCUUUUAUUCUUGGCCUGAACCUGGGAUCGGCAGCUACACCGAACAUAGGGAGAAGACGUUGGAAGUUGAAAAAGCCACACCAUGGGAGAACAAGAUUUCCAAACUAUUCUGGCGUGGAGCAAUGGGUGUUGGUACCGCCGACCGAAAAGCUCUCCUCGCUGCUGCAUCCGAUCAUCCUUGGAACGACGUAAAACCUUUAGACUGGGGUAAUCGCGACGGAUUCGUGACAAUGGAAGACCAUUGCAAAUGGAAAUUCCAUGCCUUUCCCGAAGGUAUGACCUAUUCAGGCCGUUUGCGCUAUCUCCAAAACUGUCGUUCGGUCAUCGUAACUCAUGAACCCAGGUGGAUCCAACAUUGGACACAUCUUUACAAUCCCGACCCCACUUCUCCGGACCAGAACAUAGUUUUUGUCCCAGAGUACAAAGGUGAUCAACCAGGGACCGAGGUCGAAGACGACAGAGGCCAGGUAUUUCGCGAUACAACGUGGAUGCGCCUACCCGAAGUAAUGCAAGAAUUGCUACGCGACGACGACAAGGCGAAAAGAAUAGCAGACAACCAAUGGCGUUUCUUCCGGGAGAGGUAUGUUAGUCCAGCUAGUGCAGCUUGCUACUGGAGAAAAGCGAUCAAAGCUUAUGCGGGCGUACAGAGGUACAGUGUCAACUAUACGGGCACAGAAACUAGUUAUGAAAGUUUCAUUCUGCUGGGCAGUAAGUUGAAGGCUAUUGCUCGCUAA
This is a messenger RNA of Ustilago hordei, 1482 nucleotides long. RefSeq lists its product as uncharacterized. The transcript has a single exon. The record is from RefSeq and is a predicted model, not a curated record. The coding region runs from base 1 to 1482 and encodes 493 amino acids. Lineage: Eukaryota; Fungi; Basidiomycota; Ustilaginomycetes; Ustilaginales; Ustilaginaceae.